Molecule: messenger RNA, 1800 nt
Organism: Vitis riparia (riverbank grape)
Lineage: Eukaryota; Viridiplantae; Streptophyta; Magnoliopsida; Vitales; Vitaceae
Product: protein LNK3-like
Exons: 6
Coding region: 163-1404 (413 amino acids)
Biological process (GO): circadian rhythm; regulation of DNA-templated transcription
Source: RefSeq, a predicted model, not a curated record
UUUCCAUUUAAGGCUUUGUUUGGCUGCUGAGAAAAUGUUGGAAUUGAACCGAAAACAAUCUUUUGGCCUCGAAGCUCUCUGUUUGACGAAGAAUCAGUACUGGGGAUUGCUUGAGUUUCGCUAUCUUCUAUUUUCCAUCAUUUUCUCAUCAAUCAAGUGGAGAUGGGUAUCAUGGACCAGUAUUUUGGUAAUGGCACUGAGGAAUUUGUAGUUCCAAAGGAUCUAGAACUACUAGAUAAUGUUGAAUCUCCAGACAUUUGGUUGCAAUGGGGAAUAAAUCCAUCUGAAAGUUUUGGUUCUUUGAACAAAUACUUCAUAAUGGAGACUGAGACAGCUGGGGAAGAACUUAAAUUCAAUGGGAAAAACUUGUGCAAUGAAGCUGAUAAGGAAACUUCUGUCCAUGAUGGAGACAUUUCUAGUGGUUCGAGUAUAGGUGGAGGAUUCACAGAGGCUUCACUUCACAGGAGUGCCUUUUCGCGUGACCGGCCUUAUUUUCAGCUGGAUGAGCUAGCUGGAAUGGAUCAGAUGGAUACCAUUUUCUUGACUUCCCUACUUGAAGAUCUGCCCAACACGGAAAAUUUUAACAGGACGUUUUGCUUUUCUCCUGAAUCCCAACACAGUGCUAUGCCAGAAAACAAUCAGAUGGAAGACAUGAUUCUAGAUUCACAGAGCAUUUCCAGUAAUUUACAUAGAAUGGGAAGUUCAAAGUAUCUGAAAACUCAUGCCUUCUCUCCAUCAGUGGAUUGGGAUAGUGAAGAAGUUACCACGUUGUGUCACAAUCCUUGCAACUCAGUGCAGAAAGAUUGCCCACCAGUAAAGGCACCUAUGAUCAAGUUUUUGGUUCCAUCUGGGCCAAACAAAGUGGAAGAACAUGUGCCUGAGGAAAUCUCAUUGGAAGAAUCUGUCUUGCAUGAGCUUGAAGUGGUGAUGGAACAGUUGCCUGAAAAGACCAGGAUUUGCUUUCGAGAUGCCUUGUUCCGCCUUGCACAGAACUCAGAACGACUUAGUGUAUCCCCGAUCCAAAAUGGGGACCUUGCCUUGGAAAAGCUCCAUCCCUUGACAGUCGAUGAUGAAACAUUAAGGUCAGGAAAACCAGUGGCCACAGAAUCAGAGACCAACAGCAUCGACAGAGCAGUAGCCAACCUCUUGUUCAAUAAGAUGGACUUUGAUCCACAAGAUCUUCCCACUUCAUCAUUAGUAAAUUUUGAACAAGAAGACAUGAUGACAAUGGACUCCUGCAACUACAGCUUGAAUCAGCAAGAGACCCAUUACCCUUCUCAUCCCACCACGCUCCUACAAGCUGAUGCUGAGGAUGAUGAGGUUCCCAUCUUUAGUCAAGAGAAGCUACAAACAAAAGCAGAACUGCAUGAAGAUUUCCCAAGAAAUGGUGCAGUGGAUCACUAGAGUUUGGGAUGAGGCAAACAUGAAGAAGAGAUUUGCUAGUAGUGUGAGCCACCUACUAAUGUAGAUAGCAAGUACAUAUUAUAUGGGUGACUGAAAUGCAGGUAUGAAGAACAGCUGUGUCAGCUAAAUUUUGGUCAGUUUUUGGAUUUUGUUCAAGAACUUCUAACAUAAGUGUUCUCAAUUUCAUUUAAAUUCAGCACCAAUGGAUUAUAUGUAGGAGAAGUAACAUAUUUUUCAAGUCGAUGCUUUUUUUUUCUCCUAAUGUACGCCUUUAGUAUUAUUUAAAUUAUAUUUGUGGUACUGUGUAUCCCUUUCCUUGUUGAAUAAACGUGCCAAAUUACUAUGUUUGGAUGUAAGAGGCCUUUAGCCUGCUUGAGUAACAUUUGAUUUUGUUUG